Messenger RNA from Menidia menidia (Atlantic silverside), 1038 nucleotides. The record is from the annotation of a GenBank genome assembly. NCBI's taxonomy places the organism in Eukaryota, Metazoa, Chordata, Actinopteri, Atheriniformes, Atherinopsidae.
AUGAACGACGAGACAGCAUCGGACAGCUGGAAGAGAAACUCCGGGUGCUCCAGUAUUGAGCAAAUGCUGGCUGUGAAUCCCGGAAAGACGCCCAUCAGUCUGCUGCAGGAGUAUGGAACGCGGAUAGGCAAAACCCCAGUGUAUGACCUGCUGAAGGCCGAGGGACAGGCCCACCAGCCCAACUUCACAUUCCGCGUCUCCGUCGGAGAGAUCAGCUGCACCGGCCAAGGGCCCAGCAAGAAGGCAGCCAAGCACAAAGCAGCUGAGGCUGCUCUGAAGAUGCUCAAAGGAAGCCUGGGAGGUCCAGCUGCAGUCACUGUUGGAGUGGACGGAUCUAUCGGGGCUGACACGUCAACGGAUGGAGACUGCUCACCAUCAGAGAUGAAGACAUCCAGCAGUUCUCAGCAGUCUGAAUGUAACCCCGUAGGGGCACUUCAGGAAUUAGUGGUGCAGAAAGGAUGGCGUUUGCCAGAGUACACAGUCACGCAGGAGUCUGGUCCAGCACACCGCAAAGAGUUCACCAUGACCUGCAGAGUGGAAAGAUUUGUGGAAAUUGGAAGUGGCACAUCAAAGAAGCUGGCCAAGAGGAACGCGGCUGCUAAGAUGCUGUCACGUAUACAUGAUGUACCAGUGGACCUGAGGAGCAGCCAUGAGGCUGACACUGAAGAUGACACGUUUAACAUGCACAUCGGGAGCAGAGUUGAAUCAGGCAAAAGUAAAGGCUUUAGCUGCACAUGGGACUCCCUGCGUAACUCGGCUGGGGAGAAGAUUCUCCAGCUCCGCAGCCAUCCUCUCGGUAUGCCCUCUGACUCCAACUUCUGCUCUUUGCUGAGUGACCUGUCUGUGGAGCAGCGCUUUGAUGUCAGUUACCUUGAUUUAGAAGAGCGCAGUCUCAGCGGGCUUUGUCAGUGUCUGGUUGAACUGUCCACACAGCCAAUCACUGUGUGCCACGGCUUUGCUCCAAACGUGGACGCUGCCCGGGCCAGUGCUGCUCACAAUGCACUGCAGUACCUCAAAAUCAUGGCAGGAGGGAAAUGA